AUGAAGGUGCGGGAUGUGGACGGCAUCUGGAACUGUGCUUGGCGGGUCCCCAUUAAACAAUGGGAAGACCCCCAAGGCUUCCAGGGCCUGAAGCAUCUCCCCUCAAUGAUAGUCCUGGGGGAGAACAGAGGCUACAUUCACUAUCAAGGCCAACCCAAACUGUGUCGGAAGUGCGGCGAGCAUGGUCAUCUGGCCGAAACUUGUGAGAAAGUUUUCUGUGGUAAAUGUCGAGAAGUGGGACACACUUUUGAUGAAUGUAUGAACGGGCGGAAAUGUAAUUUGUGUGGUGGACAGGAUCAUUUGUUCAGAGACUGUCCAAAGUCGUUUGCAAAUAAACUGAAAAAAGGAAAAGAGACGCUAACGGAAACGGCUAAUGAGCAAGUGGAAGCAGCUGGGUCGGAAAUUUCAAAUCUCCCGCCAGGUCCUCUGAUUGGAGGAGAGGAGGAGAGGGCGGGAAGCGGGGAGGGGAAGGAAGCCCCCCCCAGACCGAAACAUCCAACGGACAGCAGCGAUGAUGCCCCCCUCCCCGACGCCCAGCUGGCUAAGAGGCCGGCAUCUGAGUCACCUCCCGACCUUACCCCCAAGGUAGGGAAGAGAGGAAGGCUGGAGGAACUCUUCGGUUCUUUCGGAGAGGAAUCCAGAGCCUUCCUCGCUGGCUCAUCCAAUGAGGUCUCGUUCCUAGACUUUGCUCACCAAUCAACCCCGAAGGACCCAAACAAGGACCGGGAACCAGUGACUCCAGUGCGCGGCCUCCUGUAUGGAGACGCCUCCACCGUUUGGCGCAAUGUGAGCCAUCCCGUCCUUCCAAACAGACUCCAGGACCUGUCAUGGAUGGUGGCUCAUGGGAUCCUGCCGGUCAGAGCCGUUAUGCACUCCCGCGGCAUGUCUGCAACGUCCAUCUGCCCCCGACCCGGUUGUGGCGCGCCGGAGUCGGUGAGGCCCCUGCUGUGGGAGUGCAGCGCUGCUGUGGACCUGUGGGCGAAGGCCGGCUCCUUGCAAUUCCCACACUUGCCAGCAAGGGAGGUCCUCCAUGCACAGCUAGUGCUGUACGGGGUGAGCCAGCAGAAAAUGACUAAAAAAAACUUCGCUGAGAUGUGGCUCACCCCAGCCACCAUCAAAGACGCCACUUGGACCUCCAGAAACUUGCUGGUGAGCAGGCGCAGGCAGAUGCCCCCCGUGGCUGUGCUCCGGAUGGCAGCAGCAAAAGAGGAACCUCAAGGGCUGCAGGUGGCGCGCCAAGGACACAGCCACCAAGAAGAAUCGCCUGCGCCUCCGUGGACGAAGGAGCCGGCGCUCCACGAGCAGAGGUCCAAGCAGCGGCGGCCUGGCUCUCCGGGUGAGGCAGGAGGGAAGGAGCUUUAGGGCGGGAUCCCCUCUGAGCACCAAGCGCUGUCUGGAAGGACGGGACGGCUCCGGACUUGGGAGGGAGUCACCCCGGUCCUGCUCAACUUUUAACACACAGAGAUUUUGUAUUUUAUAAUUCUUGUUCUUAGCUUCUUUUAGCCUAAAUUGAUGAAUUUGUAAGUUUUUAGAAAUUUCUGAAUAAUUGCAACAAUGUAAUGUUUUUAAAUGUUU
Messenger RNA from Xiphophorus maculatus (southern platyfish), 1575 nucleotides. RefSeq lists its product as uncharacterized. The record is from RefSeq and is a predicted model, not a curated record. The coding region runs from base 1 to 1362 and encodes 453 amino acids. The transcript has 3 exons. Gene Ontology annotation, molecular function: zinc ion binding; nucleic acid binding. NCBI's taxonomy places the organism in Eukaryota, Metazoa, Chordata, Actinopteri, Cyprinodontiformes, Poeciliidae.